CUUACCUUUACUCUGUUUCUUUCUCACUCUCUUUCUCACUGCAACUUGCUUUCUGAAUCCCAAGAAGAAGAUGAAGAUGAAUGGAGGAGCUAUAGAAGCUGAUCUUUUGCUCAAUUGUACAGACAUGUCGGUCUUAGAGCGACAAAGGGCUCAUCUCAAGUACCUCAAUCCUGGCUUUGAUUCUCCUCUCGCCGGCUUCUUCUCCGGUUCUUCAGUGAUUGACGGCGGCGUGAUUGACGGCUUUCUUGGGACGGACGGUUUGAAUCUUCCGAUGAUCUACGGGGAGAACACGGUGGAAGGUGAUCCAAGACUCUCUAUUUCGCCGGAAACGAUGACUGGGACUAGAAAUUUCAAGAAAAGGAAGUUUGAUACAGAGACCAAGGAUUGUGAUGGGAAGAAGAAGAUGAUGAUGAACAGACAUGAAGAAGAAGUAGAAGAAGAAGAGAAGUCGAAAAUAACAGAACAAAACAAUGGGAGCACAAAAAGCAUCAAGAAGAUGAAAAACAAAGCCAAGAAAGAAGAAAACAGUUGCUCUAACGAUUCAUCAAAAGUGACGAAGGAGUUGCAGAAAACGGAUUAUAUUCAUGUUCGUGCACGACGAGGCCAAGCCACUGAUAGUCACAGCAUAGCAGAAAGAGUUAGAAGAGAAAAGAUAAGUGAGAGGAUGAAGUUUCUACAAGAUUUGGUUCCUGGAUGCGACAAGAUCACAGGCAAAGCAGGGAUGCUUGAUGAAAUCAUUAACUAUGUUCAGUCACUCCAGAGACAGAUUGAGUUCUUAUCAAUGAAACUAGCAGUUGUGAAUCCAAGGCCAGAUUUUGAUAUCGAUGACAUUUUUGCCAAAGAGGUUGCCUCAACUCCAAUGACAGUAGUGCCAUCUCCUGAAAUGGUUAAUUCCGGUUAUUCUCAUGAGAUGGUAAAUUCCGGAUAUUCUAAUGAGAUGGCUAGUUCUGGUUAUCUUCAUUUCAACCCAAUGCAGCAAGUGGAUACCACCACUUCUGAUCCACUGUCAUGCUUCAACAAUGGCCAAGCUCCUUCGAUGUGGGACUCUCACGUGCAGAAUCUUUAUGGCAGUUUAUGAGUUUGAUCAAGACACCAUCCACACACCUUAACAACGUUCCCUAGUUCUUAGGUUACAACUUAUUUUUCAAGUGGCAGGAUCAAAUAUUGAUAUUAUUUAUCGGAAGAGAGAGCAAACUUGUAGCUGUUAUUUACUAGUUUUUAGUAGAUUGACUUAAGGCUUCCCCCUCAUUAUUUUAUAUGUAUCAAAAAGAGUGUAUACAGUAUUGUGUAUAAUUGCAUACUAGUAAUAUAUUUCUUAUUAGUGGA
Capsella rubella is the source of this 1326-nucleotide messenger RNA. Its product is annotated as transcription factor bHLH63. The record is from RefSeq and is a predicted model, not a curated record. Gene Ontology annotation, cellular component: nucleus. The coding region runs from base 71 to 1078 and encodes 335 amino acids. Gene Ontology annotation, biological process: regulation of DNA-templated transcription. The transcript is spliced from 7 exons. Gene Ontology annotation, molecular function: protein dimerization activity; DNA-binding transcription factor activity. Lineage: Eukaryota; Viridiplantae; Streptophyta; Magnoliopsida; Brassicales; Brassicaceae.